AUGGAAAUGAUUGCGUAUAUUAUCUAUCUAUCUAUCUAUCUAUCUAUCUAUCUAUCUAUCUAUCUAUCUGACAAAGAAUGUGAGAGAGAGAUAGAGAGAGAGAGAGAGAGAGAGAGAGAGAGAGAGAGAAGAGGAGAGAGAGAUAAAAGGAGAAAGAGAGACAAUGACAGAGAGGGAUUUUUCUUCUUUGCCAAUCUGGUUGCAUCUAUCUAUCUAUAUGAGACAGUUUUUAUUUCUAUUUUAUCUUUCUAUCUAUAUCUAUCUAUCUAUCUAUCUAUCUAUCAAAAUUUAAAAACUUUUUUCUGUCUUAUACAUUGUGAUGUUUAUUUUCUUUUUUUUUAUUUCCUUUUUCUUCUUUUUUGUUUUCUACUAUUUUUUGCUUUAAUUCUUUCGAUAUUUCAUUCCAGUUUUUAUAACUAUUUUUCUAUAGAAUUAUUUCAUUUUAUUUCUUUUAUUCUUUCUCGCAUUUCUACCCAUCUCUAUUCCCCCCCCGGUCAUAAUUUCUUUUUAGUCUUUUUUUUAUAUUAUGAUUAUUGUUGCCGUUUUGUUUAUAUUUUCCCUCUUUCUCUACUCGACUUUUCUUUCCUACUUAAACCUGACACGCACCUAUGA
Molecule: messenger RNA, 612 nt
Organism: Acanthosepion pharaonis
Lineage: Eukaryota; Metazoa; Mollusca; Cephalopoda; Sepiida; Sepiidae
Source: the annotation of a GenBank genome assembly